Xiphophorus couchianus (Monterrey platyfish) is the source of this 1909-nucleotide messenger RNA. RefSeq names its product Bardet-Biedl syndrome 4 (gene bbs4). The transcript has 17 exons. Gene Ontology annotation, cellular component: ciliary basal body. The record is from RefSeq and is a predicted model, not a curated record. Gene Ontology annotation, molecular function: protein binding. Bases 248 to 1894 code for a protein of 548 amino acids. Lineage: Eukaryota; Metazoa; Chordata; Actinopteri; Cyprinodontiformes; Poeciliidae. Gene Ontology annotation, biological process: protein localization to cilium; cilium assembly.
GCGUGCAAGGUGACAUUUACAGCCUGACUGAUGAGUUGAUUAAAGUUUAGCCUGGGGUUGGUUGAAGCCUUAACAGCUAUAUGGUAACUGUCGCAUCAAAGACGUGCGUGAGACUGCAGAGCUCCAGAGCUUCCUAUUGUGGAGAGAAGAAACUGGCUGAUCCACCAGCACUAUGUGCGCAAAGACUAUGAGACCUGUAAGUAAUUGCUGUAUUUCUACAUGAAUAUGGAAAGCAUUCUGUGAAUGGAUGCUUGCAACAGUGAUCAUUAAAGAGCAACUCCAGGAAACCAAUGGGAUGUGUGAAUAUGCCAUAUAUGUUCAAGCACUAAUCUUACGUCUUGAGGGGAAGAUCCAGGAGUCCCUGGAGCUGUUUCAGAGCUGCGCCAUCCUUAAUCCCAGCAGCUCAGACAACCUCAAGCAAGUGGCCCGAUCACUAUUUCUUCUUGGAAAGCACAAAGCAGCUAUUGAGUUCUAUCAUGAAGCAGCAAAGCUUAAUGAGAAAGACUGGGAGAUCAGUCAUAACCUGGGUGUGUGUUAUUACUUCAUCAAAGAUUUCAAAAUUGCUGAGGAACAUCUAAACGCCGCUCUGCAGACAAAUAAACAUGACAAGACCUUCGUGAUGCUCGGGAAAGUUCAUCUGCUGGCUGGAGACGCUGACAAGGCCAUCGAAGUGUACAAGAGAGCAGUGGAAUUCUCUCCAGAGAACACUGAACUCCUGACCACUCUCGGCCUCCUUUUUUUGGAGCUCGGGAAGUACCAGAAAGCGUUCGAGCAUCUUGGGAAUGCCCUCACUUUUGACCCCAACAAUUAUAAGGCCAUCCUGGCCGCAGGCAGCAUGAUGCAAACCCACGGUGACUUUGAUGUGGCCAUGAACAAGUACAGAGUGGCAGCGUGCGCCGUGCCGGAGAGCCCCCCUCUCUGGAACAACAUUGGCAUGUGCUUCUUUGGCAAGAAGAAGUACGUGGCGGCCAUUAGCUGCCUGAAGCGCGCUCACUACUUGUCUCCCUUUGACUGGAAAGUGUUGUACAACCUGGGGCUGGUACACCUGACCAUGCAGCAGUACGCCUCAGCUUUCCAUUUCCUCAGCGCAGCCAUUAAUCUGAACCCACGGAUGGGGGAACUCUACAUGUUGCUGGCAGUCGCUUUGACUAAUUUGGAAGAUGUAGAGAAUGCCACCAGAGCAUACGAACAAGCUGUGAAUCUUGAUGACCUCCACAGACCCAACCCCAUGGUCAACCUGAACUUUGCAAUAUUCCUCUAUAAUCACGGAGACAAAAAGAGAGCUCUGGAUCAAUAUCAGGAGAUGGAAAGGAAAGUCAACCAACUACGGGACAGCAGUAGCAACUUUGAGUUUGAUCUGGAGCUGAUGGACAUGGCUCAGAAGAUGGGCGCUGUCCUGCAGGUAACAGAUACUCUGGUUUGGACUAAACCCAGCAAGGACUCCAAAGCCAAGCCUCACUCUGCAGCAGCAGCCAAAACCCCGGGAGUUCCUCUCGGCACCAACCAAGCUCUGGGUCAGGCCAUGUCUUCAGCUGCCAGCUACAACAAGAACAUCCAGCUAACAACAGGCGUUUCCAAAGGCCCCUCCACAUCUCUAGAGCCAGAGCCUGAUGUAGAAAACGUCCCCAGCCCACCGACUGACCCUCCAGGCUGUCCAGAACCUGAAGAUCCAGAUGGGUCCAAACCCAGAACCUCUAAGAGGAGAUCUAAGGAUGGAUCGGUGGUGGAGGGUGGACAGGCAGGCGGAGGCUGCUGGGGAAUCCAGGUAAUUGCUGUAGGAGCAGCCCAGGGAGCAGCAAGGAGGCUAGGGAGGAAUCCAGAGCGAACGUCUGAGUGUUGGGAUGAGGAUCCAGGCGAAGACCUCCAGGAGGGACGACAAGAAACAAGCAUGUAGGAUAAGAUAAAGUCA